AAUCAGAGGAGUCUUGUAAUAUUUGAUUUUUUCCCCCCAAGCAGCUCUGGUGAGUGGAGCCACGACCAGCGUUAUCCAUCUGCCUACUUUGGAGCAGGCUGUUUUACUAUUUAGAGGCGGAAACGCUCUACGUUUUUGCCAGCCCAUUAAGAAAGGCUCUCAUGUUAAAUUAAGUCAAUUAAUAAAUGAGACACAUUAAGCAAUCAAUUUUGUCAGCCGAUCCCCCCAGCAUUAUGUAUGGCUGGCUGUAAUCACAAGAUAAAUGCAAUGUGCUGAUCUAUGGUAAUGUUCAAUAAUACAUUCUCCGCCAGGCUCGAUUCAUCGGGGAGUUCCAGUCGGGGAGGCAUUUGUUAUUGGCUGUCUCCGCACCUCAAGGAUAACACUUCUGUCCUUGUGAUUGGCCGCCUCGCUGCGGCAGGAUUCUAACCAUCUUGUUCGGAUGAUGAAUAUGAAGGCUCGCUGAGCCGGUCUGGAGCGGAGUGUCUGUCUCGGCGGCUGCGCUCCUUCCAGAGCCCAAGGACCCGCAGCGGCGGCGCUGCCUCCCCGCGCCAGCGACCCCCCAAAAGUUGGGAUGCUCUUCUUCACCCAGUGCUUUGGGGCCGUGUUAGAUCUCAUUCACCUGCGCUUUCAGCACUACAAGGCGAAGCGGGUGUUCUCCGCCGCGGGCCAACUUGUCUGCGUCGUCAACCCCACGCACAACCUGAAGUAUGUGUCCAACUGCCGCGCCGUCACUCAGAGCGCUCCGGAGCCAGGUGGCUGCCCCCACCGCCCCCUGGCCCACCGCCACCGCCACCACCACGGGCACCGCCACCUGCGCCACCACGCCCACCCGCACCACCUCCACCACCAGCAGGCCGAGCUGCGUGCCAGCCGGGUGAUGCCCUGCACCUGCCCCCUGUCCUCCUGCCCCUGGGAGGGCCGCCUGGAGGUGGUGGUGCCUCACCUGCGGCAGACGCACAGGGUGGAUAUCCUGCAGGGAGCCGAGAUCGUCUUCCUGGCCACGGACAUGCACCUCCCCGCCCCCGCGGACUGGAUCAUCGUGCACGCUUGCCUGGGCCACCACUUCCUGCUGGUGCUCAGGAAGCAGGAGAGGCACGAAGGGCACCCCCAGUUCUUUGCCACCAUGAUGCUGAUCGGGACCCCCACCCAGGCCGACUGCUUCACCUACCGCCUGGAGCUCAACAGGAACCACCGGCGCCUCAAGUGGGAGGCCACCCCCAGGUCCGUGCUCGAGUGUGUGGACUCGGUGAUCACCGACGGGGACUGCCUCGUCCUCAACACCUCGCUGGCGCAGCUCUUCUCCGACAACGGCAGCCUUGCCAUCGGCAUCGCCAUCACUGCCACAGAGGGCUGCUCCUCAGAUGCUGAGAUGUGAAGUGAGAGGCCACCGGAGGCUCACACUCAGCCACCCCUCCUCCAAGGAACUCUGCUUGUGCCCUCCGGAUCUCCAAAUUCCUAUUUAUUCUUCUUCUCUCCCUGCCUCCCUUCCUUCUUUCUUUGUUUGUUUUUUUGUUUGUUUGUUUGUUUGUUUGUUUGUUUUUUGUCUCAGGUACUUAGUGGUGUCUAAUAGUUGUCUGCCUUGGGCAUUAUAUUAUGUAAACAUCCUGUGAUUCAAGAUCUUGGUGUAAUGUUUGUCCUGAUUAGUUGGAAUAGUUUUACAGAUCAUUUUUAUUAAAUCGGAAUGAUUAUUAUUACCCCCCACCCCAAUUCCCUUCUCCAUGGCUUCCAAAAUGAGCAAAAUUCACCCAGACCACAAAGCAGACUGUUGGGGUUGAAAAGAGAGUUGGUAUCCAAACCAUUUCUCCCUUCUCUUUUCAGUCCAUUUCAGGGAGAGCUAACUCUGAAGUGUGUGAGAACAGCUGGUUGGGAAGGGACCGGGCCCGUUCAGAGACACAGUUCAGACCAAGCAGACACAGGGGGCAGAGCUGUGCUGCUGGAGGUGAGGGACUGUGUCUCCUCAGAAGGCCAGAGGGCCCCGGGCUGGAGGCUCCAUCACACGAUGAGUCUUCUGGUUGGUCCCAGGGCUCAGGGCAGGGGCAGACAGGGAGCCCUCGUUGGCAGGCUGCUGCGGGCUUGCUCUCGGCCUGUGCCAUCCUUUCCUGCUCUGGAAUCAAUGUCCUCACGUUCCUGGUGCUUUCUUGAAAACCUCUUCGCCCUCUUCUGAGCAG
Molecule: messenger RNA, 2168 nt
Organism: Pipistrellus kuhlii (Kuhl's pipistrelle)
Lineage: Eukaryota; Metazoa; Chordata; Mammalia; Chiroptera; Vespertilionidae
Gene: SIAH3
Product: siah E3 ubiquitin protein ligase family member 3
Exons: 2
Coding region: 572-1375 (267 amino acids)
Biological process (GO): multicellular organism development; proteasome-mediated ubiquitin-dependent protein catabolic process
Cellular component (GO): cytoplasm
Molecular function (GO): ubiquitin conjugating enzyme binding; ubiquitin protein ligase activity
Source: RefSeq, a predicted model, not a curated record